AUGAUAUCUCAAUUAGCAUCUAAAGUGGAUCAAAUGGCAACAUACAACAAGAUGUUGGAGAAUCAAAUAGCUCAACGGGCUAGCUCUUUAAACAAUAAAGCAUUUGGGAAGCUUCCUAGCCAACCGGAAAAUUCAAGAGAGCAUUGCAAGGCUGUUACAUUGAGAAGUGGAAAAAUAUUGGAGAGUGGAGAUAAAAACAUUGAAGAGAAAGUUGAAGGAGAUGAAAAAGUUGAAGUUGAGGUUAGAGUUGAAGUAGAGAGAAAGAGUGAAGAGGAAGAACCUAAAUAUGUAGCACAUAAAGCUUACAUGCCACCUUUACCAUUCCCACAAAGAUUUCAGAAAGCAAAGUUAGAUAAACAAUUCGAGAAGUUUUUAGAGAUUUUGUCUAACAAGAAGAAGUUGGAAGAAUUUGAGACAGUAGCUCUUACAGAAGAAAGCAGUGCUAUCUUGCAAAAUAAGCAUCCACCCAAACUGAAGGAUCCUAGUAAUUUUUCCAUACCAUGUCACAUUGGAGAUAUUAGGAUAGACAAGGCUUUAUGUGAUCUUGAAGCUAGUGUUAGUCUAAUGCCAUUGUCUAUUUACGAGAAAAUGAAGAUUAGAGAAAUGAAGCCUACCACUAUUUCACUACAGUUAGUAGAUAGGUUUAUUAAAUUUCCAAUUGGAGUGAUUGAGAAUGUUCCUCUAAAAGUUGGAAAAUCUUUGAUACUAGUGGACUUUGUAGUACUGGAGAUGAAGGAGGAUGUACACAUUCCUAUCGUUCUUGGCAGACCUUUCCUUGUUACUGCUGGAGCUAUGAUUGAUGUAAAGAAUGGAAGGCUUACAUUAGAAUGUUGGAAGAUUAGAGAUUUGAAGCAAGAUGCUACUUCACCACCAAUGUUUGAAGGAAGUGAAGCACCAAAGGUAGAAUUAAAACCUCUUCCAAAAAAUCUCAGGAUAAAAGAAGCUUUGAUAUCUGCUCCUAUUAUGUAG
Molecule: messenger RNA, 969 nt
Organism: Hevea brasiliensis (rubber tree)
Lineage: Eukaryota; Viridiplantae; Streptophyta; Magnoliopsida; Malpighiales; Euphorbiaceae
Exons: 4
Coding region: 1-969 (322 amino acids)
Source: RefSeq, a predicted model, not a curated record